AAGGCGAGCAGCCCCUCGGGCCGCGCCGCUGUUCCCCACCGACUGCACUUCAAUGGGGCACUUGCGCGAGCCCAAUGGCCAUGCUCGGUGGCCCAGUGAAUCCUGUUGUCCUCAAGCCCGUAUAAACUCUCACGCUUCCCCUUCUCUUCAGGAGCUCACGCUGGCGAAUUGUGCAAUUUAAUAUACAUUACAUUCGCGUGCAGAUCUUUCGGACUCGGCUGUUGAUCAUACAAGACGACGCAAACACAUGGAUCGAGAGGCAGAUUGAUGGUCCCCUAUUGCCCGUCUUAACAUGAGCUUAAUAUCCCACUGGCCGGCGAAUCGUCGGUGCACGCCGUUUCGCCGAGUCAGGAACAAAAAAAGGCCACCAUCUCCCUCGCACCCUUUCCCCUCAUCCAUUCCCACCCAUCACCAUGGCUCCCGGCCGAAUUGACCCCCACUUCGACCCCUCCGUCCCGGAGGUCGAGGAUUGGGACGAGGAAGAAGAACCCCAGACCCAAUCCAUGUGGGACCUCUUGCGGACCGAUCCCCAGAGCGCCUUCGAGGCCCUGGGCAUGGGCGAGAUGGGAGGCCUGCCGCUGCCCUCGUCCUUCCCGUCGCCCGAUGAAAUGCGCGAGGAGGCCCGCGAAAGAGCCGCCAACAUCUACGAGCACUGGUCCCCUUUGAACCAGAUCUUGCAGAGGCACGAGGCCACCAUCCGGAAGCGUUGGCUCAAGAAGACGAGAGAGCAGCGCCGCAAGAUCCUCCUUACCGCCUGGCCCAGCAUGCCCCCCAUGCAUCGUCCGGACUUUGACGCCUUCAUCAGAGAGUCGGAGCAGCAACGCGCCGCCGGCACAAGCUUCAAGGAUGCUUUCACGUGGCCUUAUAUCAACCAGGAAGACCUGCUUAAGCCUAGGAUCCUGCUUCUGUUCCUCAAUGCUCGCGGCCGCAACACGCCGGAUGCUUUCGCCAUGGCCGACCACGAUGCUGCCCACUUUGGUUUUGUGACCAAGGCCCUGAACCCGGCCUUCCUGAACGAGCACACCAUGAUCUUCACCGGACGGAAAGACCCUGAAACCUAUGGCGAACUGGUUUCCUGGGAAGAAGACGAGGAAGCUUUCGACAAAAUGCUCUCCGGCGUGGGAGCGCACCCUGGCCACGGACUCAUCAUCUUGGAGAUGCAGGAGAGGAUAUACAGCUUCCUCAUCAACUGCUGCCAGCAGAUUUUGCACGAAAUCCCACCCGAAUCCAUGACGAAACCAGAGUACCCGAUUCAACCGGAGCCUCCUUCUGUUUCUGAGAAUGAAACGGGAUAUCCCUCCCUGGCGGUUAUUGCUAACGAAGCGCCGUAUCGCUUGCCGGCUGACCUCGAUCUCGUGGCGCUGGAAGGUCUUCUGUCAGCCAAGAUUUCUGCCACCGAGGAUCACAUCUGGGCGCUUCGAGAGGAUCCAGGAUAUUUCGCUGACAUCAUCCUGGAGUGGAAAGAGCACCGCCAGGAGAUGCUUCCCGAUUGGAACGGCGAGGCGCACCCGGUUUUGAAGCCCGGUGCGGACAAAAUCUUCUGGCACCGCGUGAUUGGAAACGCCCUCACGGAAGCCUACCUCAAGCUUGAGACCUGGAACGCCAUGCGCGAAGAGAUUCGGGACCUUGAGCGCUUGCAGCGGAAGUACGCGACGAUGAUUUCGCCAGAAAAGGAGCUUCCGGCAGAGUACCUGAAUGCUCUAUUGCGGACGCUGCACUUCCUGGACCAGGCCAGCAAGGGCCCGAUUGGAGUGUUGAGGACCGGCGUUGUGGCGUCUCCUCCGAUCCGCGGAAACUUCGUUCGGGAGCCCCAGGAGCCUAAUUCGACCAUCAUCCGCGUGCAACAGCGGCCAGGGCUGGAGCAGGACAAGGCACGCGACCGCCUGUUGUGGCUUUUCAACACUCUUUGGACCCCUGAGCAACUGUUCCUUGCAGGUCUGUACACUGUCGUCGACGAGCUGGAGCGCCUGACCAUAAACGAACCGAAGGCCAAGGAGCUCGUUUCCCCAUUGAUCGCCGGCCAGUUGUCCGACCUCGCCGUCAUCGCCGAGUGUAUCCGUCAAAUCAAAUCAUACCAUCCUUGGGCAGCAGGCUUCGAGAUGAAGAAGUCUGAGCGGGACGCACAGAACCAAGUAGACUACGCGAAGACGACUAGAGGAUGGGUUCACUUCCUGGGAGUCGGCGAGGGAGCCACGACAGCCAUUCUGGGCAACCCGAGCGACAAGAAAUUCCACUACCCCGUCGACAAGCGCCGCACGCGCGAGAACGUCGAAGCCAUGCGCCAGGCCGAAGAGAACCUCGACAACUUCUGGACCACAGUGGACCGGCAGAUGAAGAUCAAGACGCGCGAAAUCGAGCACACGGCCGUGUUCCGGCUGCUGUCGCAAGAACGCAUGCUCCGGCGCACGCCCGAGUGGGUCGAGCCCGCGAAGACGCAGAAAGAGCAGCUGCCCCCAGACAUGGUCAAGCCCCUCUCCGAGAUCUACUUUGAGCUCGAGCGCCUCACCGAACGCACCGUCGACCGCACCAACGCGUUGCCCGCCCCCAAGCAGAAGCCCAAGACGCGCGGCACGCCGGGCCCGGCCAGCCCCGCAUACGCAUCCACACCUGCUUCAGAGCAAGCCCCCGCCUCAACCGCGCCGCCCACCGUCGCCGUCGACAAGCGCGCCCUCAAGGUCUUCUCAACCCUCUUCUACACGCCCUCGCAGCACACGCAGCCCGGCGAGGUGCCCUGGCCAGACUUCCUGCACGCCAUGGCCUCGGCCGGCUUCGCGCCCACCAAGCUCUACGGCUCCGUGUGGCAGUUUGCGCCCCAGGACUGCGACGUCCAGCGCAGCAUCCAGUUCCAUGAACCCCAUCCUGCCGGCAAGAUCCCGUAUCGCAUGGCGAGAAGGCAUGGGCGGAGGCUGGAACGCGCGUUUGGUUGGAAUGGCGGCAUGUUUGCUCUUGCGUAGAGGGGUUGUGUUGGGAGAGUGGAAGAACUAAAUUCGUUGUUGCUGGCUGGCUGUUUGGGCUUCGCGCUGUGUAUAUUUAUCACCUUCGUCAUCGUCGUCGCUUUGUAUUUGUAUAUCUGUAGCAGCAAACCACUAAAGGUGUUUUUAUUAAGGCUGUUUGUUUUUUGGCAGAAAUAAUUGCAAGGUUUUUGAACCGGGUUUUGUCUUUCCCUACCAAACCGGCGG
This is a messenger RNA of Aplosporella prunicola CBS 121167, 3179 nucleotides long. RefSeq lists its product as uncharacterized. The transcript has a single exon. The coding region runs from base 414 to 2954 and encodes 846 amino acids. NCBI's taxonomy places the organism in Eukaryota, Fungi, Ascomycota, Dothideomycetes, Botryosphaeriales, Aplosporellaceae. The record is from RefSeq and is a predicted model, not a curated record.